This is a messenger RNA of Beta vulgaris subsp. vulgaris (sugar beet), 1919 nucleotides long. RefSeq names its product protein pleiotropic regulatory locus 1. The record is from RefSeq and is a predicted model, not a curated record. The coding region runs from base 118 to 1557 and encodes 479 amino acids. Gene Ontology annotation, molecular function: protein binding. Lineage: Eukaryota; Viridiplantae; Streptophyta; Magnoliopsida; Caryophyllales; Amaranthaceae. Gene Ontology annotation, cellular component: catalytic step 2 spliceosome; precatalytic spliceosome; Prp19 complex. Gene Ontology annotation, biological process: mRNA splicing, via spliceosome. The transcript is spliced from 17 exons.
AUGAUAAUCAAAUUAACCCUCUCUUCUUUUUUUCUCCCCCCAACCUAUUCUUCCGACCUACCAGCUCCGGCGUUGAAGUAGUUCUCUCAGUCGGGUCGCCCACUCGAACUCGCAGUAAUGACGGGACAGACGGGUACGACAGUAUCAAUGGAACCAGUAGAACGACAGUCGCUAAAAAAACUCAGUUUCAAAUCCCUUAAACGUGCUCUUGAUGUUUUCGCUCCUCUUCACUCUCACUUCUCUCCUCCUGAUUCCGAAAGUAAGAAAAUUCGGUUGAGCCAUAAGAUUAAUGUGGAAUUUGGAGGGAUUAAACCGGCUUUAGCUCAGCCUCAGCCUAGUAAGCAAAUUCAAGGGCGGUCCGGUUCGGCUCCGUCUGAUUCCCUUGCCCUUCCUGCUCCUGAGGAUGCACAAAAAGGAGGGGCUCAUAAUGCUCUAGUUGUCGCUCCAGCUGCACAUCCUAGACCGAAUGAAGUUGGUCCUAGCAAAAGCAAUGCGAUUAUGUCGACUCCCAGUUCUUCUGAAAGGUUCUCAACAUCUGCUCUUAUGGAACGAAUUCCAAGUAGAUGGCCAAGGCCUGUAUGGCGUGCUCCAUGGAAGAAUUACAGGGUAAUAAGUGGGCACUUGGGAUGGGUGAGAUCCCUCGCCUUUGAUCCAAGUAAUAAUUGGUUUUGCACUGGUUCGGCAGAUCGUACAAUUAAGAUAUGGGAUGUAGCAAGUGGGCGAUUGAAACUUACUCUCACUGGACAUAUUGAACAAGUAAGAGGGCUUGCUGUUAGUCAGAGGCAUACCUACAUGUUCUCUGCUGGUGACGAUAAAAUGGUGAAGUGCUGGGAUCUUGAGCAGAAUAAGGUUAUUCGCUCUUACCAUGGCCACCUAAGUGGAGUAUAUUGCCUAGCUCUUCAUCCCACUCUUGAUGUAUUGCUUACUGGGGGUCGUGAUUCGGUCUGCCGGGUUUGGGACAUUCGCAGCAAAACACAAAUAUUUGCUUUGUCAGGGCAUGAGAACACAGUAUGCUCUGUGUUCACUCGACCUACGGAUCCUCAAGUGGUAACAGGUUCACAUGAUUCAACCAUUAAAUUCUGGGACCUGAGACAUGGAAAGACAAUGGCAACACUAACCCAUCACAAGAAGUCUGUACGAGCAAUGGCCUUGCAUCCUAAAGAGAAUAUGUUUGCAUCCGCCUCUGCUGACAACAUAAAAAAGUUCACACUUCCAAAAGGAGAGUUUAUGCAUAACAUGCUUUCCCAGCAAAAAACAAUAAUCAAUACAAUGGCUGUCAACGAGGAAGGAGUUUUGGCUACAGCAGGUGACAAUGGGAGCCUUUGGUUUUGGGACUGGAAGAGUGGUCAUAAUUUUCAGCAAGCUCAAACGAUCGUGCAACCUGGUUCACUGGAUAGUGAGGCCGGCAUCUAUGCACUCUCCUAUGAUCUCACUGGCUCUAGGCUGGUGACUUGUGAAGCUGACAAGACUAUCAAAAUGUGGAAAGAGGAUGAGACGGCUACCCCUGAAACUCAUCCCCUCAAUUUCAAGCCGCCUAAAGACAUAAGGCGCUUUUGAUUGCAAUGACUUGUGAUGUGCUGAAACUUGAAUGGUUAAAGCAUCUUUUGGUUUUGGUUCAUUUCAGUUUUGUAUAUAAAACCACACCAGUUCGGGUAACCGCGAUAUCGGUUAUCACCAUAUACAUCCUUUUUGCUUUCAUGCGGUGUUUUGGACCAAGUGAAUUGUCAUACCAGGUGCUUUGGCCUCAGUUGGACUUGUUAUCAUUUCGGUUUUUCUUGUCGGAACCAGCGAUAUACCAUCAAGAGACGUGUCUACAAAAGCAAUGUUGAAAAUUGCCCCAUUUACAUUGAAAUUAUUGUCUUAAAGAUUUAAUAUUUGAUUGGUAUUGAAAUUUUCAAUUUAACCUUUCCUUUUUCGCA